UUUGUUGGUAAAUAAAGAGUACCGUUUCAGGUCGUGUAACUGUUGUACUUUUCAAAAUUUAAAUAGUUAGCGGAUAUUUUUCCCCAAAAAUGUCAGCAAAACAAGGUAAAAGUUGUGAAAAUGUUACCGAACGUAUGCAACAGCUCCAUUUUAACGAGCAGCAGAGAAAUAUGAAGCCAGGGAUGUGCAACAAGUUCAUGCACGCGGUUAUCGAUCCCGACUUCCUGCAAGGCGAUCACGGAUCCGAAGUUCUUUCUAAGCUGAACGAUUUAAGCCUCAAGUACGAAAUCAAACGGCAAAAGUUUCCCCGCGUGGUCACAUUUUACCGCGCCAACACGCAAACCCUCACCGUACAGGGCGCCGUUACCGCCAGAACUACUCCGCUAAAAUUUAUCGUUCAUUUGAUGACGGGCCAGCAACUGGUGCUGCACGUGAAGGAGGGAACUCUGCGGUCGCUUGUUGAUCGGCUGACGACCCUGUAUCCGGGCACGGUGGUUUCGUUGCUUGUUUUUGGAUUGGUCAGCUACUGUCGCAGCAACAGGAACUGCGUCGGGCGCAAGGAAACGGAAACGGCGCUGACGGAAGUACAGCUGUUUAGCAAGUGCUCGUAUCAGCUGCUGGAUACGGCUGAGGAGGUUGGGAAUUUCGUUGCUCAGUUGGGGAAAAGUUUGGCAGAGUUGCCGUACAAACAGCAGCAGUACGAUAAGUAUUGCCAGGAGCAGCUUUAUUUGGGGAACGAAAAGAAGGGUUGCGUACGAGUUGAAGGGAGUGCCGGACUGCAUCAGUUGUACCAGAACCAGCUGGUUAAAAUUCCUUCGGUUUCGCUGGAAGUUGCUGAAGCCAUCAUCAGUGUUUAUCCGAGCUUGAGCCAGCUGAUUGACGGGUUUCGUUUCGCAGCCGAUGGUCCCAACCUGCUGGCGGACAUUCCCAUUCGACGAGCGGGUGGACCCGUAACGACGUCGAUUCGGCGAAUCGGACCGGAAAUGAGUAAGAAGAUUUACCUGCUUUACAGCAGUUUGGAGUCGAGUCAGGAACUGUGAGUAUUAUUUAGCCGUUACUUCAUUGCUUAAUAAAUCAUUCUAAAUUUAUA
Culex quinquefasciatus (southern house mosquito) is the source of this 1090-nucleotide messenger RNA. RefSeq names its product crossover junction endonuclease EME1 (gene mms4). The transcript is spliced from 2 exons. The record is from RefSeq and is a predicted model, not a curated record. NCBI's taxonomy places the organism in Eukaryota, Metazoa, Arthropoda, Insecta, Diptera, Culicidae. Bases 90 to 1040 code for a protein of 316 amino acids. Gene Ontology annotation, biological process: replication fork processing; double-strand break repair; mitotic intra-S DNA damage checkpoint signaling. Gene Ontology annotation, molecular function: nuclease activity; DNA binding. Gene Ontology annotation, cellular component: nucleus; Holliday junction resolvase complex.